ACAUGUCGGCUUCCGUAGGCGCGGUGGCACCGGCUUUCAGCCGUUCUGUCGUCUCUUCUUUCACCUCCAUGGCUCUGUCCGCCGAGGCCCCCCCGUUCCACCCCAGAGGUGUGGAUGCCCCACAGCCAGACUCUCUGUCGGAGGCAGAGAAACAGUUUUCUCGCUGCGCCGCUAAACUCCGAUCCUUACGGGAAGACAGCGGGCAGCUGAGAGAGGAGCUCAACCAGCUGUUUGACCAGCUGCUUUCAGAGAAUUAUAACAGGAGCUGUGAGCUCCCCAUCACCAUCAGACCAGAGGAUGUUUGCAUCCUACUGAAGCACGCCAGCGGUCUAGUCCCUCUAAACCAAGAACAUUUAGUUGUCAAGUUCUGCCAACUAGUCCAUCACCUCCUGAACCAGCUGAAGGUAAUAAUGGAUGAACAGACGCUGGACGUUCUGGUAAACUACACCGCCAAUGCCAUGAAGCAAUGCAGUACCUGGACCCACUCUGAUGUCCUGCUGGCACUUUCCACAGUAGUGUAUGGGAAUGGAUCUCAGUGCCAUCAGCUCAUCAGUGACUUGCUUUGUGAUGAUGGCGUCAUUAUGCAGUACAGUUCUCCGUCUCAGCCCAAUAUUGAGUUGCGUCAUGUUGCCCUGACCUGCAUGGCCAACAUCUGCCUCAGGAUUCCUGGUCAGCCACCUUUGGACGAUCAGUACAGAGGUGUUUGUUUCCAACUUUUCCUUAAGACACUUCAUUCGCCCAAACCUCCCAACACUGAUGAUCUCUUCUACUGCAUGGUUGUCCAGGCAGCUCUGAAGGGACUCCAGUUCUGCCUGUCGGGUGGGAAGUGGAAAUUUGGAGCAGGAGAGGAGCUUGGAUCUGUACUGGCUGCACUGAAGCGACUCAUGUUCCAGGGAGCUCCUGGUUUGAGUGUUGAAUGGCCGGCUGUGCUCUACCCGGCGCCUCUUUCGCAGUAUGAAGCUCUCUCUCCACCAAAGCCUGCAGAACCACUAAAAACUUCAGAUACAUCGGUGGAGACUGGAAAAGCUUCAGGAAAAAAAAAGAGGAAAUCUAAAGGAAAAGGAAAGAAGACCCAAACCGAGGAGAGUAGAGCGGAGGAUGGAGAGGAGGAAGAGAAAGAAGAGGUGUCUGAACUUCCCAGAGGGAGACGAAACGGCGGCAGAGAUGAUGGGGAGGCUUUACCCAAACCAAGAGUUUACCAGUGCCGUGUUCGUCAGUUAGCGCUGCACUGUAUGCUAGCAGUGGUGAAAUCUGUUGAGAAGAGGAGCCUGUAUGGAUACUGGUCCUCCUUCAUCCCCGACUCUCCUGCUGGUGGACCUCCAUCUCUAACUCUCCUCACUAUUAUACUAAAGGAUUCCUCACCAAAGGUACGAUUGUGCGCCCUUCAGGUGCUGUCCGCCAUAUUGGAUGGGUCCCGGCAUUUCCUGGCUGCGGCUGAAGAUACGGCGUCACCACGUACCUCAUACACCCCUUUCUCCUUCCUGCUGGCGGCUGCCAUCAGAGAGCUGCACCGCGGCCUCAGCCUGGCUCUGCUGGCUGAGACGUCCUCCCAAACACUCACACAGGUCAUAAAGUGCCUGGCGUUCCUGGUAGCCAACGCUCCCUAUCAUCGCCUCAGACCUGGUCUGCUGAGCCUGCUCUGGAAGCAGAUCCGUCCUUAUGUGCGCCACAGAGAUGUGACGGUGCGUGGGGCUGUGUUGAGACUGUACGGUGCCAUAGUAACGGCUCAGGCCCCCCUCCCUGAAGUACAGCUUCUCCUCCAGCAACCAGAAAGUCUCAGCAGCGGCAGUUCCUCCGGUAUUGUCACUCCACAGGAACCUGCUCUGAGCUGGAGAAACAGGAACGGAGCUUCCUCUCCUGCUCGUACGCCGGCAGCAUCCUCUCGCACUCACUCCCCCCACCCUCAAACACCAAAGGAGGAGGAGAACUCGUCACCAUGGCUGCUGAAGCUGUGCGUAUCUCUGGUGACUCACCCCAGAGAGGAGCAAUCAGACAGUGAGGGAGCUGGAGGGGGCCCUGCUUUAGAGCCCUCUCAGGUCCGUCUAGAAGCUCUACAGGUCUUGUCCCACCUGGUACGAGGUUAUUUCCCUCUUGCUCAGUCAAGUCUGAAUGAGAUUGGGCAGCUGAGCACUCGGUGCCUCGGGGAGAUGGACCCCUCCAUCCAGCUACAUAGUGCAAAGCUGCUAGAGGAGUUUGGUGCAGGAAUAAUCCAGCAGUACAGAGCUGAGAAUAACGUUCCUGAAAGCUCCAGGAUUCCUGUAAAUCAAGUGGUGGCGUUCUGGUCGGAUGUGCUGAGCGGGCCACUGAACGCGGCGCUGCAAAACGAACAACAUCCCACGCUACAGGCGAGCGCCUGCGACACGCUCGCCUCCAUCCUGCCACAGGCCUUUGCUCAGCUUCCUGAUAAAACUCAGCUGAUGUGCAUCACUGUGCUGCUGGGCCUGACUUACGUUGAGAACUAUCUGGUGAAGACGGCAGCUGUCAGGGCUUUGGGAGUUUACAUCCUGUUCCCUUGUUUAAGAGAGGAUGUGAUGUUUGUGGCAGAUACUGCGAACAUCAUCCUGGCUGCCCUCGAUGACCGAUUUACAAACGUCCGUGCAAAGGCUGCCUGGUCUUUGGGAAACCUCACAGACACCCUUAUCAUCAACAUGGAGAAUUUAGGUGGAGAUUUCCAGGAAGAACUGUCCGACAUGCUUCUGCUGAAGAUGCUGCAGGCAGCAAAUCGAGCAGCUGCAGACAGAGACAAGGUGAAGUGCAAUGCAGUGCGAGCACUUGGAAACCUGCUUCACUUCCUGCGUCAGGGUCAGAUGACUCGGUCUGUUUUCCAGCGUCCUUUGGAAGAUGCAGUUCGAGCUUUGGUGAAAACCGUCCAAUCAGAAGCUACGAUGAAAGUCAGGUGGAACGCCUGUUAUGCACUGGGAAAUGCGUUCAGAAAUUCCGCCCUGCCGCUCGAGACAGCGCCGUGGUCUGAGGAUGCCUUCUCUGCCCUCUGCCACGUGGUCACCUCCUGCAAAAACUUCAAAGUCCGCAUCAAAUCAGCUGCUGCUCUCGCAGUCCCAGCGCAGCGGAGCUGCUAUGGGGACACGAAGCGCUUCAGCUGCGUCUGGCGCUCUCUGGCCACGGCCCUCGAAAACAGCGAAGAUGCCGUCAACUUCCUGGAGUACCGCUACAGCGCCUGCCUCCGACACACGCUGUCAGGGGCCCUGCUGCAUCUGCUCAGUCUCAGCGAGCUGCAGGACAUGCCUGGACUCAGCGCGGCGUUGGCUGGGGAGGAGGGCAGGGGUGUUAGAGAGCAUUUAAUCAAGUAUCUUACAGUGGAGGAAGAAGAAGGAAAAACAGAUGAAGCUGGAGAAGAGAGGAACUCUGGGGAGGAAAAUAACGGCCCUCAGCAGAGAAGGGUUCAACUCCAGCAGACGGUCGUCAGGCUGAAGAGCCUGAAGGCAGAAGAGGAGGGAGGGGCGGAGGAGAAGGAGGCCGUGGUUCGUUUCCUGGAGGAUCUGUUAAGGAUAUGUGAGGAAAUUUAGAAAUGUGCUUUUAUAAUCUGAUUUCACUGCAAGUCAGACAAACUGGAUUAAAAAGGAAAGGAAGAGCAGAUCAGUCAUGAACCACAUGUUAUAAUACUGACGUCCAUCUGGUUGGUCCACACUACAUUGACUUUGACUAAGAGGAUCAUGUCUGUAGCUUUUAGAACAUGUUAACGUUAACGAUGCACACAGAUUUCUCAGGACUCGCCAUCGCUGUGCCUCAGGCUGUCCAACCCUGUGCAGCAUUUUGACAGGAAUCUCAGAAAUCAGACAGGAGGUGAGACAGAGUGGCAAAAUAAACGAUCUGCCUUGGGAAAAUACAGAUUAAAAUGUUCAUAUCAUAAAGUAGAAACUGUCAGCUUCUGAUCAUAGAAAUAAAGCGGUUCAUUAAUCUGGCUUUAAUUGCUUGAUGCCAGUUUUUAAAGUUGAUGAACUCUAAAGUUACAAGCUAUGUAUUAAAGAAGGGUCCCUAAAACUAACUGUUUGUUUAGAAGACUACUGGACAAACCAUUCAGUUCCUUGGGAGGAAACACGGCUUUUCUUCAAUACAGUAACCUACCAUUUCAGUUCUGUUUAUUUAUAUUGCGCCAAUUCA
Messenger RNA from Cyprinodon variegatus (sheepshead minnow), 4119 nucleotides. It is a transcript of the gene heatr6, whose product is annotated as HEAT repeat containing 6. The transcript has 20 exons. Lineage: Eukaryota; Metazoa; Chordata; Actinopteri; Cyprinodontiformes; Cyprinodontidae. Bases 3 to 3524 code for a protein of 1173 amino acids. The record is from RefSeq and is a predicted model, not a curated record.